AUGGCUGAGAUUCUCGGUGUUGCCUCUAGCAUUGCUGGUUUGGUAUCGCUAGCUGAUACGGUUGUUCGACUAGGUUACAAAUACAUCAGAGAUGUCAAAGAUGCUGAACAAUCUGUCCAAAAUCUCGUUAAAGAAGUCAACAAUCUUUCCGGCGUGCUUCACAGUCUCGAAAAUGUGGCACAGGCACUAGAAGCGCAAGAUACUUCGGUGCAUGGCUCCAGCAAGAUAAAGCAUCUAUAUUCUUGUCAAAAAACCCUGGAGAAAAUGUCAGACCAAUUGCAGAAAGCUAUACCGGAAGUAAAGUCAACAUUUCAGAAGUUGAAGUGGCCAUUUAAGAAGACGGUAACUUCAGAGUUGUUGGAAGAGAUUCAAAGUCACAAAAUUACCAUGAAUUUAGCUUUAAACACUCAACAAAUGUCUGCCUUGAUUGAGAUACUUGCCAACCAAGAACAACUUAUUAAAGGCGUCACUGCCAUAAACGACAGGAUAGAGGCUUCCCGAAUAGAACGGCAAAGAUUGGCUGCGGACGAAAGAUUAAGGAAGAAGCUCAAUCUUCUAGGUACCAUUGAUGUCAUGAAAUGGCAAAAUUCAAACAUUAGAUUGAGACAACCAGGAACAGGCGUCUGGUUCACCGAGAGCAAGGACUUCAAGGAUUGGGCAUCUGCAGACAAUUCAAAGUUAUGGAUCUAUGGAAUACCCGGAGCCGGGAAAACGAUUCUGAUGGCAUCUGCUAUAGAAGAGAUUGAAAAACUUCAGGAUUCAUCUCAUGGACUUGCAAUGUUCUAUUGUGAUUAUAAGGAUACUCAGACCCACGAUCCACGGACCAUUCUGGGGGCUUUGGCGCGACAACUGAUUCUUCAGCAUGAACAUGCUUUUACGCAACUGGAAGCUUUCUGCGAGAAGCACUACAUGACGGAAAACACUCAAGGCUCGGCCACUACUGGAGACUUUUGCGAAUUUAUCGUCGAAUUAUCAAGGAAUUUCUCCACUACCAGUAUCGUAGUAGAUGGCCUAGAUGAGAUUGCUGAAGAUCGCGCAGAGGUCACAAGACUUUUGAAAUCCUUGAACAAGCCAUCAGGAACAAUCAAAACCCUCUUGGCGAGUCGCAAUGAGGUGGAUAUCCGAAUUGUAUUGGAAGAUUGUCCCAGUGCUUCCAUUGCGGCAGAAAGUGGUGACUUGCGACUUUAUGUGCAAUCUGAGAUAAAGAAGCGAACGAAACUAGGCAAGCUCCGUAUUAGAGACGGUAACCUAAAAGACCAUAUUGCCAAAGUACUUACAGAAGGCUCUGAUGGCAUGUUUCGGUGGGUUGCAUGUCAAAUGGACUACCUUUGCGAAUGCAGUACGGAUCGAGAUCGCCGUGAGGCCUUGCGCAAAUUACCCCCAGAUCUGCCCAAAUCAUAUGAACGUAUUCUUGAAAGGGUCAAUCGAAGCAGUAAAGAGAAUCAAACCCUUGUCAGGCAUACACUCCUUUGGGUGGUAUACGCCGAAGAGCCGCUAACGAUAACACAACUGCUCCAAGCACUUGCAGUAAGACCUGGUGACGAGACUUUCGAGAAGGAAAACAUGACUACAUUGGAAGAACUCCUCAACUGGUGUAGUAGUCUCAUACGCCAAAAGUCUCAAUCGGAUGAGCUAGAGCUUGCGCACUUCACAGUGAAAGAAUACCUCCUUAGCCUUUCUGAAGAAUGUGGUCCAGCGAUUUCACAAUACAGACUUUCUGGGGAUCAUGCCGAGAUUGUGAGAAUGUGUUAUGACUUCUUAAGUCUUUCGGAAUUCGAUGGAAUACCGCUACCAGUGACGAAUUUCGGGCAGGAGUUGACAGAUUUUAAUAAAGCCUGGAAGGAAUUCGAGGACAACUACUCGUUCAUGAAAUAUGUUCUUAAUUUUUGGCUGGUUCAUGUUCACCAGAGUACAUGGAGCGAAAUUUCAAAUUAUGUGUUACCUCUUUUUGAUGAAACGAGAAGCAGUUACAGAUUGUGGACAUUUGGCUACUAUCAUUACACAAUAUUAUGUUAUCCCAGACGCUCUGUGUUGUUAACUUUAGAUGGCUUUCUACCAGCAGAUCACUUAAAUUGUGUGAUGGGGUUAUCAAGACCUUCUACCCUUCACUGGGCUGCUACGAUUGCUUUGCCUGAUCUUUGCACCGCGCUCAUCGAUCGUGGAGCUGAUUUAAAUGCGCCAAGCGUUAUUGGCAGUCCACUUGAGUGUGCGAUACUAUGCAAUAACGCCAUAGCUGAGACCUCACAUCUAUUAGCUGAGACGCGACUUCUGUUUUCUGAAAGUUGGCGAUGGAAAUCAAGAAAGAAGGUUAUCAAACAUUUGAUCGUGGCCGGUGCAAGUCUCGACAAUGUCGAUGUCAUAGGACUCCUCUAUCGACACUCAGAUACAUUUAAAUUUCAUAAUGACGAGUCGGAUGCUGAUCUUUUCCGACUCAUAUUUGACAAGAAUCCGACUUUUUCCGUUGAAAGUCUUUCUGCAUUUCUUAAACACGCUCUUCUGGGAAGACGCUCACAUGAGCCUUACGCAAAUGAAAUCAAAACUUAUAAUAAUGCUUGCUUAUUUGUUGAAUUCCUAACAUGGGGAACACGAACGAAUUUCGUCCAUUUCGCACCGGAUACAUUGCUGUUAUUUCUUGCAAUCAUUAAUGAUGAUCUAGCAGUUUCAGAUUAUUUGCCGUCAAGUCUGGAAUUUUUCCUUCAUAUUGAUUUUCUUGGAAUAUCACGAAAUGACAGAACAGACACAAAUCCUAUCUCAGAAGAGCAUACUGAGCAUUGGAUAACAAAAAUGAGCACCUUGAUAUUGGAGUUCAUACAAAAUUCAAGAGUAAAUUAUUUGGAGUGCCUUGGAAGGGUAGUCUCAAAGGUAUUUUGCGUUCUAUAUUUGGACGAAGUGUUUCGUUUCAUCGUUAGAUUGAGGAAAUACAAUAUUGUGCUGGAUUUUAACUCGCGGAACAAAGCAGGCAACGCGAUUCUUCAUGAAUACAUGGAAAGCAUAAGACAGGAAUGCUAUUGGUAUCAGGUGCAUCGAGUAACCUUGAUAGCCGUUUUAAAAUUUCAGGCGAAUUUGACCAUCUCAAACAAUUUAAAUAUCAGUCCAAUAGAGUUACUGAUAUCUCGAACCAAAUCUGAUUCGGAUGAGAUGUUGUCGAUUCUCAAAAUAUGA
This is a messenger RNA of Botrytis sinoallii, 3162 nucleotides long. RefSeq lists its product as uncharacterized. The transcript is spliced from 7 exons. The record is from RefSeq and is a predicted model, not a curated record. Lineage: Eukaryota; Fungi; Ascomycota; Leotiomycetes; Helotiales; Sclerotiniaceae. Bases 1 to 3162 code for a protein of 1053 amino acids.